UGAAAAAAAACCGGUGCGCAUUCGAUUUGAAUACAAUUAAACCCAGCGCCCGUCUACUCGGGACAAAUUUUAUUUACUUGUUUGAUGAGAACGUGCGUGGAACAGGUACCCGAAAUCGUCGUUCAUUCGAAUAUUGUAAACGCGAGUGGAAUUUCAGUACAGUGAAUGAUUUAUAAUCAAACGUAAUUGAAUUAUUUCAUUAAUGAACGUAACACAUCGUACUCUGGUGUUGGAUGUUGUUCGAACUAGUGUCGCUUAUACAUUGCGUAACUAUUACCGGUCAACACGCGGGAGAAAAUAUACAUAUAUUUUGAUAACAGUGAAUGCACGAUAACAAGAAGCGUGACUGAAAGUUCCACGCGCUGCUUUCCACAGAUUGCUUACGAUCUCUUGUUUUGUUCGGUAAUUACCUUAUUUCUCGAUCAAGAAAAUCGUGCUUCGAUCGGUAAAAACUCUUCGGGGAUGUCUCUAACGUGGCGAUUUAUAGCCCUGACCUAUCUGGGUAGGAAUGUACGCGAUCAAAAAUGUCGAUUCUUCUCUGUAAGCUGCUUUCGAUGCGGAACCGUCGUCCCCUUCAGACUAACGGAUAUCGGAGAAGGAAUUCGAGACGUCACGAUAAAAGGAUGGUACGUGAAACCAGGCGACCGGGUGUCUCAAUUCGAUAACAUUUGCGAGGUCCAAAGCGACAAAGCAUCUGUGACGAUUACUAGCCGUUACGACGGAUUAGUUAAAGCCUUGCACUACAAGGUGGACGAUGUAGCUCUGAUAGGGAACGCGCUACUGGACAUCGAACUAGAUGGUGACAAUGAUGGAGGUACGAUAAUCGAGAACAAAGAGAACGUCAAAGAUGAGGAGGAAAAACAAAUUGGGUUAGAAAAAGUGCUGACCACCCCGGCAGUCAGAAGGAUAGCCAUGGAGAACGAUAUUAAGUUAAAGGACGUCGUUUCCACCGGCAAAAAUGGAAGAGUGCUUAAGGAGGAUAUAUUGGCUCACUUGGAAAAAAUUUCUGUUGGUUCCGAGAAAAAAAGGGCGGAGGAAAAACCAAUAGCCGAGAAGGUGAUGCCGAUAAAAGGCUACACCAAGCAUAUGUGGAAAACGAUGACGCAAUCUCUGAGUAUACCAGACUUUAUGUACAGCGACGAGUGCAAUGUUAAUAAAUUGAUGAAUUACCGUAACGAAGCGAAGGAUUUCCUGAAACAGCAGGGUAUCUCUUUAAGCUUGAUGCCGUUCUUCAUCAAAGCAGCCUCGAAAGCGUUGGAAAAGAUACCGCAACUGAACGCAUGGGUCGACGAGGAAAAUGAAACCCUACGAGUUUUGGAUAGUCAUAAUAUUGGCAUUGCUAUGGAUACACCCGAGGGUUUAAUAGUACCGAAUAUAAAAAAUGUUGAAAACCUGAGCAUCGUGGAAAUCGCAAAAGAGCUGAAUAGACUUCAACAACUUGGCAGGAAUGCUUCGAUACCGUUGAAAGAUUUGUCGCAGGCAACGUUCACCUUGUCGAACAUUGGCGUUAUUGGUGGUACGUACACGGUGCCAAUAAUACUAUCUCCACAAAUUGUAAUUGGUGGAUUGGGUAAAGUACGAACAUUACCUCGAUUCGACGAUAAAGGGAACGUGGUAGCUGCGAAUAUAAUAACGAUUAGUUGGGUCGCCGAUCAUCGAGUUGUAGAUGGCGUCACUAUAGCGAAGUAUUCAAAUUGGUGGAAGCACUAUGUCGAAAAUCCCACAUUCCUGUUAAUAGGCGCAUAAAUUCAUUGAUUUUUAUUUUAGAAAUGUAUUUUUCCAUUAAUAAUAUACUUAUAUGAAAUGUUAGUAACUACCGAACUCCCUCAUAAUAGAUUUCAGUUUCGAAGGCUUCAACAUGUAGAACGCAAUAAAAGUGUGAAAACAUUUUAUACGUAAA
Molecule: messenger RNA, 1900 nt
Organism: Osmia lignaria (orchard mason bee)
Lineage: Eukaryota; Metazoa; Arthropoda; Insecta; Hymenoptera; Megachilidae
Gene: Dbct
Product: Dihydrolipoamide branched chain transacylase E2
Cellular component (GO): mitochondrion; cytoplasm
Molecular function (GO): acetyltransferase activity; lipoic acid binding
Source: RefSeq, a predicted model, not a curated record